Molecule: messenger RNA, 1902 nt
Organism: Saccostrea cuccullata (small rock oyster)
Lineage: Eukaryota; Metazoa; Mollusca; Bivalvia; Ostreida; Ostreidae
Product: adhesion G protein-coupled receptor L2-like
Exons: 17
Coding region: 1-1791 (596 amino acids)
Biological process (GO): adenylate cyclase-activating G protein-coupled receptor signaling pathway; cell surface receptor signaling pathway
Cellular component (GO): plasma membrane
Molecular function (GO): G protein-coupled receptor activity
Source: RefSeq, a predicted model, not a curated record
AUGAAACUAAAACUAGAAGUCUCUAUGAAAUUCUUCCAAGAGACUACACCUUCUACAAAAUUUAUUGAUAUUGUCAACAAUUUGUUGGAAUCUAAAAAUGAUGCGGGUUGGAAAAAUACCAAACCUGCAGGCGUGGAAGGGGACAACCUUCUCCUGGUGGUUGAGGAGUUUGCAACUGUUGUAGCAGACAUAUUGGAGGAACAGAUGAAGAGAGGUGUAAUACAGUACAAAGAAAAACCGGAAUUAGAGAUCAGAGAACACAUUGAAUACAAACUAGAGAUACAGAGGAAAGAUUCGAUGAGAGAGUUUAUGUUCCCUGACGGUUCUGAUGGCGUGCUGUUUGGAUUGAAUGGAGAGGCAGGCGAGGUCCGAUAUUUCCCUUCUGAUGGCGAUGCCCUGGGCAACAUGACUAUUUCAUCUGAUUAUGUAAAACUAUCUGGAUUCCGAUUCAGGAACUUGGCAAAAUAUCUACCGAAUCAUGCAGGCAAAAGCAAAGAAGAUAAUGUGAACUCAGCCAUAUUAGCUCUUUAUAUCCACAAUACAGAGAACUAUACACCGUAUAACCUGAGUACGCCAAUCAGAUACCACGCGGCCUACCUAGACACAUUUAAUAUAUCAAAUGCUGAGUGUGUAAGGAUCGAACACCCAAAUCGGAACAAAUCAAGUCAGAGCCAGUGGUUUUGGAGUAGGGAUCAGUGUAUCCUGGUGUCAGACACAGGUGGAGAGGGCUACUGUGAAUGCUAUAUGCCUGGUGUUUUUGCCCUCAUUACGGACAUGUAUAAUGUUAACUGGGAUAGAGGCAUUAAAAGACCCAUUCUUAUGAAUAUUGCGUCAUAUGCAGGGUGCGCAUUGACAACUGUUAUGUGCCUUGUCAGCAUCAUUAUUCACGUUAGAUUCAGAUCAUCCACUACCACUGCAUCACUCCAUAAGAAUUUGGCAGCGUCCAUUGUCAUAGGUCAGGUGGUAUUUAUGGCGGGUAUAGACAAGUACGACAACCCUGUGAUAUGUCACAUUUUUGCGAUUUUAUUACAUUAUGCAUUCCUGUCCAAUUUCUCCUGGUUGAUGAACGAAGUUUUUAAUCAGUAUAUUGUCAUCACGUAUGCUGCCCAUUCUCACUCUGACCAGCUCACAGAUAACGGGUCAAUGAUUCGUUAUUACGUCCUCGGCUGGCUUUUUCCCGGUGUUUUGGUGGGCGCCUUUGUUGGAUCCCAAGGAGAAUCCUAUUAUGCGAAAGAUAUGUGCUGGAUUGCCUGGGAUAACAUUUGGUUGUUUGUUGCCCCUGCGCUUGGAUUACAAGCAGUUUCUGUAAUGGUGAUGAUUUUUGCAACCAAAGAGCACAACGAAAACUCCUACACAAACAGUGAAAAGACAAACAGAAUUAUCCUGAUUCAGAUGCGUGGCUUGUGGAUUCAGAUAAUUUUGGUGACGGUCUCUUGGGCGUUUGCCUUCCUGUCGCUGAGAAUGCAUGAUUCCGUUAUCAAGUAUCUCUAUGCCAUGAUGAAUAUAUUACAAGGCGCUUUUGUCCUAGUGUUUUUUGUCUUUCUACAUGAGGAAAUACAAGCUGUAUUAAAAGCGAGGAAAACUAGGAAAACCUUGAUUGUGUUCGAUCCCGACCGCGAUCAGUCUAUGGAAUCAUUGUUCAAUCAAGAAGAGGAAAAGGAAUACUCGGACACAGAACCUCUGAACAGGAAAACUGGAAGCCCGAAACAAGUGGUCAAGUCUAAAGUUCACGAGGCAAAGAAAGACAUGUUUAGUUUAGCUGAGAAGUGUGAAAUGGUGACUAGCGUGUAAGGAUAGUGUAUCUGUAUUUCAAGGAUAAAGUAGCAGUCACAAAAGAUUAUGCUUAGAUGUCAUUGUAUUUUGUACAUUUUUAUAGCCAUCGAUUUAUUUAAACAAUUUAUU